This is a messenger RNA of Phodopus roborovskii (desert hamster), 2891 nucleotides long. RefSeq names its product denticleless E3 ubiquitin protein ligase homolog (gene Dtl). Gene Ontology annotation, molecular function: protein binding; protein-macromolecule adaptor activity. Gene Ontology annotation, biological process: proteasome-mediated ubiquitin-dependent protein catabolic process; mitotic G2 DNA damage checkpoint signaling. The transcript has 15 exons. The record is from RefSeq and is a predicted model, not a curated record. Gene Ontology annotation, cellular component: nucleus. Lineage: Eukaryota; Metazoa; Chordata; Mammalia; Rodentia; Cricetidae. Bases 486 to 2492 code for a protein of 668 amino acids.
CGCUCAGGGAGCUCCCGGACCCUGGGUUUCCCGCGGCCGGGCGCGGAGGGGGCGGAGCUUCGGAGGGGAAGCUCCUCCCAGGCGCCAGGGCGCGGCGGCUAGAGCCAAUCAGCGCGCGUGACGUCAGUUUGGCGCGGAGUUUGGCGGCCGGGGCUUACAGUGGCGGGAGUUGGGAGGCGAGAGCGGUGGCGUUGUUGGAGAGUGCGAGCUGCGGCUCGUGUGGCACUUUGGGGGCGAUCUUCUCGGCGUUUCCUUCAGCGGAAGCCUUCUCCUCGGGCCCAGAUGCUCUUCAACUCGGUGCUCCGCCAGCCCCAGCUCGGCGUCCUGAGGAACGGAAUUAUCUUGUUCUAGGGUGGUCUUCACAUUACCCUCUACAAUCCCUUCUAAGUGGUUAUCAGUGCAACUGUAAUGAUGAGCACACAUCUUACGGAGAAACAGGAGUCCCUGUUCCUCCUUUUGGAUGCACUUUCUGUACAGCUCCCACUAUGGAGCAUAUAUUAGCAGUUGCCAAUGAAGAAGGCUUCGUCAGAUUGUAUAACACAGAAUCGCAAACCAGCAGAAAGACAUGCUUCAAGGAGUGGAUGGCUCACUGGAAUGCUGUCUUUGACCUGGCCUGGGUCCCCGGUGAACUUAAACUUGUUACAGCAGCAGGUGAUCAAACAGCCAAAUUUUGGGAUGUAAAAGCUGGUGAGCUAAUGGGAACUUGCAAAGGCCAUCAGUGCAGCCUCAAGUCUGUAGCUUUUUCCAAGUUUCAGAAAGCUGUAUUCUGUACAGGUGGGAGAGAUGGCAACAUUAUGAUCUGGGAUACCAGGUGCAACAAAAAAGAUGGGUUUUAUAGACAAGUGAAUCAGAUCAGUGGCGCUCACAACACUGCAGACAAGCAGACCCCUUCAAAACCCAAGAAGAAACAAAAUUCAAAAGGACUUGCUCCUUCUGUGGAUUCCCAGCAGAGUGUUACUGUGGUCCUGUUUCAGGAUGAGAGCACGUUGGUCUCAGCAGGAGCCGUGGAUGGGAUAAUCAAGGUAUGGGAUUUACGAAAAAAUUAUACUGCUUAUCGACAAGAACCCAUAGCAUCCAAAUCUUUCCUGUACCCAGGCACCAGCACUCGGAAACUAGGGUAUUCAAGUUUGGUUUUAGAUUCUACUGGCUCUACUUUAUUUGCGAACUGCACAGAUGAUAACAUCUAUAUGUUCAAUAUGACUGGCUUAAAGACUUCUCCAGUGGCUGUCUUCAAUGGACACCAGAACUCUACCUUUUAUGUAAAAUCAAGUCUUAGCCCAGAUGACCAGUUUUUAAUCAGUGGUUCAAGUGAUGAAGCUGCCUACAUUUGGAAGGUUUCCAUGCCCUGGCAUCCUCCUACCGUGCUCCUGGGUCAUUCUCAAGAGGUCACGUCUGUGUGCUGGUGUCCAUCGGACUUCACCAAGAUUGCUACUUGCUCUGAUGAUAAUACACUAAAAAUCUGGCGCUUGAAUAGAGGUCUAGAGGAGAAGCCGGGAAGCGAUAAACAUUCCAUAGUAGGUUGGACCUCUCAGAAGAAAAAAGAGGCAAAAUCUGGCCUAGUAAUGGUAGCAAGUAGCCAGACUACUCCUGCCAAAGCCCCCAGAGCCAAGAGCAGUCCAUCCAUUUCCUCUCCAUCAUCAGCAGCUUGUACUCCAAGCUGUUCUGGAGACCUCCCUCUUCCUUCAAAUACCCCCACGCUCUCAGUCAAAUCCACUCCUGCCAAGACCCGGUCUCCAGUUGGCAGAAGAGGCCCCACCUCAUCUGUGUCUCCUAAGCCACUCUCGUCCUUCAAGAUGUCUCUUAGAAACUGGGUAACCCGAACACCUUCCUCAUCACCACCCGUGACUCCACCUGCUUCUGAGACAAAGGGCUCGUCUCCAAGAAAAGCCCUCAUUCCUGUGAGCCAGAAGUCAUCACAAGCAGAUGCUUCCUCUGAAUCUAGAAAUAGAGUGAAGAGGCGUCUAGAUUCAAGCUGUCUGGAGAGUGUGAAGCAAAAGUGUGUGAAGAGUUGUAACUGUGUCACUGAGCUUGAUGGCCAAGUGGAGAGUCUUCACUUGGAUCUGUGCUGCCUUGCCAGCAACCAGGAAACCCUUAGCAAGGACUCUACAGGUCCUACCAAAUCAAGUGAGGUUGAAGGCACUGGUGCAGGCAUCUUGGAGCCUCCUUCUCCUGUUGGUCCUUACACUUCAGAAGGCUGUGGAACCUUGCCUCUUCCUUUACAGCCUUGUGGAGAAGGGUCUGAGAUGGUGGGCAAAGAGAAUAGCUCCCCAGAAAAUAAGAACUGGUUGUUGGCCAUGGCAGCCAAACGGAAGGCUGAAAUUUCAUCACCGCGAAGUCCAUCAUCCCAGACACCCAGUUCCAGGAGACAGAGUGGAAAGACAUCACCAGGCCCGGUCACCAUUACUCCCAGCUCCAUGAGGAAGAUCUGUACAUACUUUCGUAGAAAGUCUCAAGAUGACUUCUGUAGUCCUGAACAUUCGACUGAAUUAUAGAUUCUAAUCAGAAAGCUCGCUGAACUUGGGUCUGCGAAGAUGGGCAGAAAGUGACUUUAUAAGUCUGGUCUUUAAGAAAAUGAUCAUCUUUUCAUUUUGGAAAAUAGCAGACCUAGUCAGAUGACACUGUGUAGGGUACACCUUCCUGGGGUGGAUGCUGUUUCCAUUUCAUGUGAUGGUUUGUCAUCUGUAGUCUUUUCUAGCAGUCUGUGAUAAUGACACCCUGCUCAUAGAAGCAGAAAGCAAGGCGUGCCUCUUGUUAUCCUAAACUUGUGCAUAGUGAAGAGUGUCUGUGAGUCCAGCACAGGACCUGUCUGUGGAGGUUUGUCUGCAGUCUGAAGACAUCCUCUUCAGUGAGUGAGCAGGUUCUUAUGUGAAAUAUAUAAUCUGUUCACUAUG